Messenger RNA from Coccidioides posadasii C735 delta SOWgp, 825 nucleotides. RefSeq lists its product as uncharacterized. Gene Ontology annotation, cellular component: ribonuclease MRP complex. Gene Ontology annotation, molecular function: rRNA primary transcript binding. NCBI's taxonomy places the organism in Eukaryota, Fungi, Ascomycota, Eurotiomycetes, Onygenales, Onygenaceae. Gene Ontology annotation, biological process: maturation of 5.8S rRNA from tricistronic rRNA transcript (SSU-rRNA, 5.8S rRNA, LSU-rRNA); nuclear-transcribed mRNA catabolic process, RNase MRP-dependent. The record is from RefSeq and is a predicted model, not a curated record.
AUGCCCAACUCGCGCUUGCCGUCUCCACCCUCAGCUCAGAUCCCCUCUGCCUCGUCGCUCUCCACGGUCUCCGAUACGCUCCAUCUUCUUUAUCACCAUAACAAAAACCAACACCGGAGCGCCAAAUGGUUUAAAUGGCUGGGGAUCUUGAAGCGAUGGACGAAUAGGUUAACCCUCGAGCUUCAGGUUGCUGAAGCUCAAGGCCAUCUGGAUUUGGCCUUUGAUGAUGAGGAGGCUGGUGGUAUCCGGAGUGUGAUGGCCCACAUGGGACGGAAUAUCGUUCCCCGAUGUUAUGGUGCGUUCUCCACCAUAAUCGCCGACAAACAGUUCUCCGCCCUGGGCGUGGUACUUCUAUCCGCGUUGGCGGAGAUAGCUGGCUUGAUAAAAAUGCCAGGUUUGGAAGGCGGCUUCCUCCCAGCAGAAGCAGUGGCUUCGCGAUUGGAUAUCUCUGUGGCAGCAACUAUUGAUGACGCCAGCGUGCCGAUACAUGAGCCAGAAAAUGAGAGACACGGUCAAGAGGAUAUCGGAGAAGUGAUCGGUCGUUCUGAAAUCGCUGAAGGUUCGCUGCCUAGACCUUCAGAAAAAGAGGAAUCCGAGAGUCAACCAAAUGUCUUUGGAGAACCCUUAGAAACCAGGACUAAAAAGGGUAAGAAAAGAAGAUUGGAACGAGACGAAAACCUUUCGGAGGAAGAUGUCUCCGCGAUAUCACAAAGGCAUGUGAAGGACAUACAGGCUCCUAGCCUGGUCAAAGUGAAAGAGAAAGAGAGGAAGAAGAAAAAGAAGAAAGGCAAUGCAAUUGAUGAUAUUUUUGGUGAUCUGGCAUGA